AAACUUUGAGUUUGAUAUUGAACCAAUUUUUCUUUGAUGAAGAAGGAAAUAGUUAGUACUGGUUCUGAGAUUGGAGAAAUCUUUGUAGUCAACCAUGGAGAGUCUGCUGGGCAUCACUGCCAAGGACUGUGUGAUCAUCGCUGCUGACAGUACCACGGCACACAGCAUCAGCGUUAUGAAACACGACCAGAACAAAAUGUUUAAGCUGGGUAAAAAUAUGGCCAUGGUGAUCAGCGGAGAAGCUGGCGAUCCGUCAAUUUUCGGGGACUUCAUGCAGAAGAACCUUGCUCUCUACUCCAUCAAGAAUCAGUACUCCCUUGGUCCACAUGGUGCUGCACACUACAUUCGCCGCACAUUGGCUGAGAGCAUUCGAAGCAGGCGGCCAUAUGGUGUCCACUUGCUUUUGGCUGGAUGUUCAGAAGAUGAAGGAUCCUGUCUGUACUACAUGGACUACCUUGGGAGCUUAGCAAAGGUUCCGUUUGGUGCACAUGGGUACGGCGCCUAUUUCAGUCUCAGUAUCAUGGACCGCUUACACAAGAAAGAUUGCGAUCGUGAGGAAGCCAUUUCAAUAGUCCGUGAAUGCAUCAAGGAGAUCCAACAUCGACUGAUCAUCAAUCUUCCAUCGUUCAAGAUUUAUGCUGUCACCAAGGACAGCGUUGAAGAAAUUGAAGACCUCAGCAUGCAAGAAUAAGUUGUGUUCCUCUCCUUGUUCUUUUUUACUGCCACGAGUACUGGUACUUGUUUAUAAAGUUUGGUGGAUUCUAGCUGCCAUCAUUGUACAUAGCUGUAUUUCAUCAUUUCAUUACUUGUAUGUAUUCUCGUUCAUGACCAGUUGCACCUGUACAUUGACAAACCAUUCUCGUCCUCAUCAUUUUUUUUUAAAUAAUAUGAAUUGCAAUUCCACCCUAGGAAAUAGUGACACAUUUUGAACAUGUUCAACUGUAGUUCAUGCUGUUGCUGAAUUGUAUGUGUCAGCAGCAAAGUUGCCCGUUACCACAACAUGCAUUACUUAUUGUGGUGUAAUCCAGAGUAGUCAUGGAUUGUGUUGCUCAGGGAAGAUAAUUUUUAAAUCA
Messenger RNA from Sycon ciliatum, 1073 nucleotides. RefSeq names its product proteasome subunit beta type-2-like. The coding region runs from base 95 to 691 and encodes 198 amino acids. Gene Ontology annotation, cellular component: cytosol; proteasome core complex; nucleus. The transcript has 7 exons. The record is from RefSeq and is a predicted model, not a curated record. NCBI's taxonomy places the organism in Eukaryota, Metazoa, Porifera, Calcarea, Leucosolenida, Sycettidae. Gene Ontology annotation, biological process: proteasomal protein catabolic process.